GGCUGCCUUUUUCCUUAGCUCCUGAGCCUAGAUUCCUCCCUCUCCCUCCUAACGUCUUAGCUGGCCCUAAUCGCACCUAGGGUUCUUUCCGUCUUCGGUCUUUAGGCCAACCCACGUCGUCACCAUGCCGAAGCAAAUUCACGAGAUCAAGGACUUCCUGCUCACCGCGCGGCGCAAGGAUGCCCGCUCCGUGAAGAUCAAGAAGACCGGAGAUGUGGUGAAGUUCAAGGUGCGGUGCUCCAAGUACCUCUACACGCUCUGCGUCACCGACAGCGACAAGGCCGACAAGCUCAAGCAGUCGCUGCCCCCUGGUCUGCACGUGCAGGACAUUUGAAUUAGGGACAUGCCAUGCAGCACCCGUGGCACAUGGUAACCACCAAGUACUGAUGUAGCAGCAACGCUGGCAGGGCGUGGGUUUGCCAGUUGUAGCGAAGUAGGGAAUUUGAGCUGCCUGCUGCUGCUCUGCUCUGUUUUGCUGUGACUGAUGGUUUUGUCGGCUCAACGCUCUGGCUCUGCCUGCCGUACCAGCAUCUUUGGCUGUGCUCCGUGUGUGUGUCUGUACACCAGUUAAAGCUGAAUGUGAGUUACCGCAGAGCAGUGUUGUUGGUGGGAUUGGUUGCAUAUUGUCGGCCUGGUCAAACCAAGUUCAGAUGUAGUGUGGGCCUCCACUGCCCAUUCCAUGCAGUGACCAUCAUAAGCCAAUACAUAGCACUUACCUUA
Messenger RNA from Closterium sp. NIES-67, 720 nucleotides. The record is from the annotation of a GenBank genome assembly. Lineage: Eukaryota; Viridiplantae; Streptophyta; Zygnematophyceae; Desmidiales; Closteriaceae.